GUUUGAGGUUCUUCAACCAACUAACAAUUCCAUGGCCACCUCAAAUGCCACCAUGUUUGUGGGAAGAAACUGCCAUUUUUCUGCAACUUGGAUACAUAAUGCUCCACAUCCUGAAAAACAUCCUGCCCUUACAGCAGAAAGCUUCAGAAAUGGCAACAACAGUGACAGCAAAGAACCUCAAACUUAAACUGGGACUCCCCUACAAAUGCGGCAUUGUCUGCUCCGCUCUGUCACUAGCCACUCAUCUACUGCUCUUAUCAGUUCCAGAGAUCAACGGGUUCAAAUCUCGCUGCGACCGUGAAUUCUUAGUACUCUCGUCUGAGGUUUUGCAAGUAAUAUCAUGGGCAGUCACUUUGCUUGUGUUAUAUAGAACCAGAAGAGAUGUGAAGUUACCGUUGAUCUUAAGAGUCUGGUGGAUUUCCGUAUUCUUGCUGUCUCUGGCACGUGCGGUUGUGAUACAUGACUGUGCCGGAAUUGUUGUCUUUAUAACAUCCGCCUGCUUAUUCGGUGUUUCAAUUCGUGGGAAGACGAACAACAUUCUUGAGAGUUCAAAUGUCAUCACAGAACCUCUGCUUGAAGAAAAAGGUUGUUCGGAUGGUGGAACAGACAGUCUGUACAGUAAAGCAACUCUUCUUCAGUUAGUCACAUUCUCGUGGCUCAAUCCACUCUUUGAAGAGGGGAAAAGGAAACCACUUGACAGUGAUGAAGUACCCAACGUUGACCGAAUGGAUUCAGCCAGUUUUUUGUCGGGGGAAUUUGACGAAAGCCUGAGAUAUGUAAAGGAAAGGGACGGAACGACAAACCCGUCCAUCUAUAAGGCUAUUUAUGUCUUCUCAAGGAAAAAGGCAGCGAUCAACGCUUUGUUUGCUGUUAUUAGUGCAUCGACAUCGUAUGUGGGCCCAUAUCUCAUCAACGACUUCGUGAGCUUCCUCAGCGAGAAGAAGCUCAGAGGCUUACAAAGUGGAUACCUUCUGACAUUGGGGUUUCUUGGAGCUAAAGUAGUUGAGACUGUGGCUCAAAGGCAGUGGAUAUUCGGGGCUCGCCACCUUGGCCUUCGGUUAAGGGGAGCACUAAUAUCCCACAUUUACCAAAAGGGUAUAGUUCUGUCAAGCCAGUCGCGCCAACGCCACUCCAGCGGAGAGAUCAUCAAUCUAAUGAGUGUUGAUGUUCAGAGAAUCACAGAUUUCGUAUGGUACCUUAACACAAUCUGGAUGCUUCCCAUUCAAAUAACCUUAGCAAUAUACAUCCUGCAUAUGAAUCUUGGGAUGGGCUCGUUUGUGGCAUUAGCUGUAACCAUUAUAGUGAUGACUCUAAACGUACCGCUGACUAAGAUUCAGAAAGGGUACCAAACAAAAAUCAUGGAAUCUAAGGAUGAAAGGAUGAAAUCCACCUCUGAAGUUCUCCGGAACAUGAAAACCAUCAAGCUUCAGGGAUGGGAUGCUUUCUAUCUUCAAAAGCUUGAGAGGUUAAGAAACAUUGAGCAUAACUGGCUCUGGAAAUCACUGAAAUUAUCAGCAUUCACAGCUUUUGUCUUUUGGGGAUCUCCGACGUUCAUUUCAGUUUCGACUUUCAUUGGAUGUGUUGCAAUGGGGAUUCCACUCACAGCUGGGAGAGUGUUAUCUGCACUUGCUACGUUCCGGAUGCUUCAAGAUCCUAUUUUUAGUUUGCCUGAUUUGCUCUCUGCGAUUGCACAGGGGAGAGUAUCCGCCGAUAGAAUUGCUUCUUACCUGCAAGAAGAAGAGAUUCAACACGACACGGUAGAGUUUGUCCAGAAACACGAAACUGAAUUCGGGAUUUUGAUCAAUGAUGGAACUUUUAGCUGGAAUGCAGCAGAAUCAAGAAUCCCAACACUUGACCGAAUAGAGUUAGCAGUGAAAAGGGGGACGAAGGUGGCAGUUUGUGGGACCGUUGGAUCAGGAAAAUCGAGUCUGCUUUCCUGCAUUAUUGGAGAAAUGGUGAAGUUAUCAGGGGCAGUCAAGAUUAGUGGUACAAUGGCCUAUGUUCCUCAGUCUCCUUGGAUACUAUCAGGAAAUAUCAGGGAAAAUAUUCUUUUCGGAAAAUCCUAUGAAAGUGACAAGUAUGAGCAAACUGUUGAGGCAUGUGCCCUCAAGAAAGACUUUGAACUAUUUUCUGCCGGUGAUCUAACGGAAAUUGGAGAAAGGGGGAUAAAUAUGAGUGGGGGGCAGAAACAGCGGAUACAAAUUGCCCGUGCUGUUUACCAGGAUGCUGACAUAUAUCUGCUUGACGACCCAUUCAGCGCUGUGGAUGCCCAUACAGGCUCACAUAUCUUCAAGGAAUGUUUGAUGGGGCUCCUCAACAACAAGACCAUACUUUAUGUCACCCACCAAGUUGAAUUUCUUCCUACUGCUGAUCUCAUUCUGGUAAUGGAAAAUGGUAGAAUAACACAGGCUGGCACAUUUGAAGACCUUCUAAAGCAAAACAUUGGAUUUGAAGUUCUAGUUGGAGCUCACAACCAAGCUCUAGAGUCAAUCUUAAUGGUGGAGAACUCGAGCAGACCAUCGGAAAAUAUGGUCACAAACAGUGAUUUUGACAUUGACAGUAAUGUAGAUUCAGAGUUUCCAUACAUUAAGCAAGAUUCAGAACAUAACCUCAGCAUUGAAAUAACAGAGAAAGAUGGAAAACUUGUGCAAGAAGAAGAAAGAGAAAAAGGAAGCAUUGGGAAAGAAGUUUAUUUGGCUUACUUGACUCUUGUAAAACGUGGCGCUUUUGUUCCCAUAAUCAUCCUAGCUCAUAUAUCUUUCCAAGUUCUACAGGUCGCUAGCAACUAUUGGAUGGCGUGGGCGUGUCCUAGAGGCGAUGAAGAACCAUUGGCCUCAAAGAUGAAGUUCAUAUUAGACAUAUAUGUACUUCUUUCAGUGGGAAGUGCUCUUUGUGUGCUACUCCGAGCAUCAUUAUUGUAUACGGCGGGGCUUCAGACUGCAGAAACACUGUUCAUAAACAUGCUGCACAGCAUUUUUCGUGCACCUAUGGCAUUCUUUGAUUCUACUCCCACUGGAAGAAUUUUGAAUCGGGCAUCUACAGACCAAAGUGUACUUGAUUUGGAGAUUGCCGCCAGGUUAGGGUGGUGCGCUUUCUCGGCAAUUCAGCUUCUUAGCACAGUUGUAGUCAUGUCACAGGCUGCAUGGGAAGUGUUUGUCAUCUUCAUCCCUGUGACAGCAAUCUGUGUCUGGUAUCAGCAAUACUACAUACCGACUGCAAGGGAAUUGGGUCGUUUAGCAGGAAUAGAAAGAGCUCCAAUUCUCCACCACUUUGCAGAAUCACUCUCAGGAACAGCGACGAUUCGUGCAUUCGGCCAAAAAAACCGCUUUGUUCAUGCUAACCUUGGUCUCAUCGACAACCAUUCAAGGCCAUGGUUUCACAACGUGUCAGCCAUGGAAUGGCUUACUUUCAGACUGAAUCAGCUUUCUAAUUUUGUCUUUGCUUUCCUUCUGGUUUUGCUCGUUACACUUCCUGAAGGAUUCAUAGACCCAAGCAUUGCAGGACUGGCAGUCACAUAUGGCAUAAACUUGAAUGUGUUGCAAUCUACAGUUAUAUGGAACAUUUGCAAUGCAGAAAAUAAAAUGAUAUCCGUAGAAAGGAUCCUACAGUACUCAAAUCUAGCCAGUGAGGCGCCGAUGAUAAUUGAAGACUGCAGACCUCCAGACCGCUGGCCAGAAACCGGGUCGAUUUUAUUCAAAAAUUUGCAGGUACGCUACGCCGAGCAUCUCCCUUCUGUGUUGAAGCACAUUACCUGCAACUUUCCAGGGAGAAAGAAAAUCGGUGUCGUUGGAAGGACUGGAAGUGGAAAAUCAACCCUGAUUCAGGCCAUUUUUAGGAUUGUUGAGCCCAGAGAGGGAAGCAUUAUCAUUGAUGAUGUGGAUAUAUGCAAGAUAGGCCUUCAUGACUUGAGAUCAAGACUUAGCAUUAUUCCCCAAGAUCCGACGCUUUUUGAGGGAACUGCUCUGGACAAAUGUCAACUAGGUGAUAUCAUCCGAGCGAAGACAGAAAAGCUGGAAUCUACAGUGGUUGAAAAUGGAGAGAAUUGGAGCGUGGGACAAAGGCAACUUCUCUGUCUUGGGAGAGCCUUGUUGAAGAAGAGCAGCAUCUUAGUUCUGGAUGAAGCAACGGCUUCGGUUGAUGCUGCAACCGAUGCCUUGAUUCAGAAAAUUAUCAGUCAAGAGUUCAGAGAUCAGACCGUGAUCACUAUAGCCCACAGGAUCCACACGGUCAUCGAUAGUGACCUUGUCCUGGUCCUAAGUGAAGGUAGAGUAGCAGAGUUUGACUCACCAGCAAAGCUAUUGGGGAGGGAAGACUCUUUCUUCUCAAAGCUGGUAAAGAAGUACUCCAUAAGUUCAAAAAGUUUAACAGCUUAGCCAUGUUUGAAAGAUUGAUUCCAGUUUUGGAGUUUGCAUCAUACUUUGUUCAUUCUACACACUUUUGUCUCUACUUUCUGUGAGACUUUGUUGGGUUUUUUGUUGCAUAAAAUGUACCUAUAAAUGACACUACUCAUGGAAUACAAAAUGGUUAAACCU
Molecule: messenger RNA, 4532 nt
Organism: Cuscuta campestris
Lineage: Eukaryota; Viridiplantae; Streptophyta; Magnoliopsida; Solanales; Convolvulaceae
Source: the annotation of a GenBank genome assembly